Molecule: messenger RNA, 828 nt
Organism: Aaosphaeria arxii CBS 175.79
Lineage: Eukaryota; Fungi; Ascomycota; Dothideomycetes; Pleosporales
Exons: 2
Source: RefSeq, a predicted model, not a curated record
CGGAGGAGCGCCUCAAUUGUCCCCUCGCGAUCCAUUCUGCGUCCUGCAUCCAACUAUCUGCAUAUACCGCGGCAGAUAAGUUUCCGGAAUUGCUUAACGAGCACAGAAACAGAAGUCCAACAUCCCCGGAAACGCUCUUCGCGAAAGAGACUCCAGAAAUCCUGGAAUGCCCCUCCCCCAGACUCGUUACCCAUCAGUAUCUAUCUUCUCCACUACGAGCCGUACCCAUACACCACGCAACCCGGCAAAAUCCUAGGCGUGUACUCGACCUUCAAUGCCGUCACCACCGCAGCAAUCAACCAUGGGGCUUACGCCUUCUCAAGGGAAGGCAUGCUGGACGGAAGCGAGUAUCUGAACCCUACGGGCAAGAUUCGGAUUGUACCACGGGAGAUUCAGCGACACGGCCUUGAGGUGCCCCUCCCACUCCGUCACGGAAACAGAAGCCACAUGCAACUCGAGCUUGUCUCCUCCAACGUCCGAAGAGCCCGCAGCCGCACUACGGGUGAUCCCGGUAUCGACACCUAUGGAACCGUAUUCGCGGUCAUCCAUCAGUCGCCCGAGAGUUCCGUUUGCAUGGGUGUUUUUGCGAGUCGGCAGCGUGCGUGGGGGGCAUGCCUAAAGAGUCAAGCUUUCUUCUGCGCGAAGGUUAGACUGCAGGACGAGAUCAGGUGGAUCGACGAGGAUAACAUGCCACGGACAAGGGGAAGGAUUCCUGGAGUGGGUAUUCACGAGUGGUCCGUUGCGUCAUUCAAAGUCGAUGAUGGCGGCAAAAACAGUGCGAGGAAGUACUCCUCCCCACCGGUACCGCAACUGCUUAUGUUUCGUUGA